AUGGCGGACAAUACUGAGUUAUAUGAUAAACUUGAGGAUUUAUCUGACCUUGAAAUUGCUCUCCUACUCUGUCUCGUCUCCCAGGAACAUGGCAUCAUCGAUACAGACCCUGAGGCUAUCGAUGAUCUAGGUAGAGAGUUGAGCCUGAUUGUCGAGAAUACGUUUGGGUUAUCAAAUGUUGUUUUUGAUGGCUCUCCUCAUACCUCCCUUGAGGAGUUCAGCAAUGCAAUUUUGACACCGGAGAGAGAUAGAAAUGAGAGUCGAAGAUCUCGAUGCUCACAGUCAAGCGCUGAUGUGGAUGGAUAUUUCGAAACCGUUUCUUUUUACAGCGAUGUAACUUCUAGAGACAAACAUAAGUCGCGGCUGAGACAGAGCUACUUGGACGAUAGGAAAGUCGUCAAUGUCAUCAUUGCGAAGAGGUUUGACCAGACGCCCGACGAAGUUCAGGUCCAAGCCUUGGAGCUUAUUCGGCUGAAGCGCAUCUUUACCAGAACUGCGGUACAUAACACACCAAAAACGUUUCUUUUCAUCCCAUUGCUUGCCGCCAAUGGUAAACCUUUAUCAUCGUUACUAAACAAACACCUGAAUGACCACAUUUUCCUUUCUCAUUUUCAUGACGCAAUGGAUGGGUUUGCAAAUCUUGAAGAUGAUUCCGGUUGGAUAUCCGAUGGAGCGGCUUCAUCCUUGUCAGUAGUUCGGCCGUCUUCUCAUUUAUCACCGGCUAUCCAUCGACCCCGUCCAAUUCUGGAAGAAGAAAUUACGAUCCUCCGACGACUAGGCGAUAGCGUAACUAUUUCCGCCGACAUGACUUGCUAUCUUCACAACUUUAUUGUGUUUUUAAGGCUUCACCGUGGAGUUUCCGGUGGUAUAUCAGCCGCAUCAACUUGUCACUUUCAGACAUUAGCUAGAUUCCUCGCUCCGUUGCAACGGCUAGAUUGCUUAGUCCCUUCACUGGUCGCCAUUGCUGCCAAAAAGGCAUACAGGCAUCGCAUCGUCGUUGCUCGUCCAAAAGACGAUCGCAGUCUGCUCUAUGGGAGCAGCUUGGCCGCGGCCAGAUCUGUUUUAGCAGAUCUGACCCCGGAGAGUAUUAUUGAGGAAGUCCUAACAGAGGUCGAGGCACCUCUGUAACUGGAAUGAUUUCCCAAUGUUGUCAAGGUUGAUUGAUUGAUGUGCUGUUCUGGCAAUACUGGCAUUACUGUAGCUCUACAGUGGAGGUAUUGUUAGCCUUGAACAUGGAUGAGCGAGCACAGUAUUACCCUUAUGGGUCUUCAUUUUGCCUGGUACCUUCCAGGUCCAGGUCAAAUGUUUGGGCUCCUGACCACAGGACCAGGGUCGAAGAAGAAAUGUCGACGACAUGAGUACACAUUGUGGUAAGGUCCUGAAUGUACAUCCUGAGAUGAGCAGAACAAUUACAGUGCCAUAGGUAGGUUGUGUUCUUACCCAGUGGAAACCACUUAGCAGUGUGCCCUGCCUUACUCAGUUGAACAAGGCCCCAUUCAAUUUGACAGCUCUGGUGCCUUACACUGAGAGUUUCUCUUGAUAUCACCGGGAGAUGGAAGGGUGAAUUCCAGCUGCACAUUCCUUGGUGGUUUCCAAAGCCUCCACUUUCCUUUUUCCACCUGGAAAAUGAAGCAGGAUCCUGGUGCUUGUGCACUUCUACAUUUGUUGAUUUCGUUCUCCAAAUGCUACCGCUCUAACAAUUUUUCUC
Coccidioides immitis RS is the source of this 1708-nucleotide messenger RNA. RefSeq lists its product as uncharacterized. Lineage: Eukaryota; Fungi; Ascomycota; Eurotiomycetes; Onygenales; Onygenaceae. The transcript has 7 exons. The record is from RefSeq and is a predicted model, not a curated record. The coding region runs from base 1 to 1128 and encodes 375 amino acids.